Messenger RNA from Aspergillus wentii DTO 134E9, 1610 nucleotides. RefSeq lists its product as uncharacterized. The record is from RefSeq and is a predicted model, not a curated record. The coding region runs from base 405 to 1472 and encodes 355 amino acids. Lineage: Eukaryota; Fungi; Ascomycota; Eurotiomycetes; Eurotiales; Aspergillaceae. The transcript has a single exon.
AAAAUGAGGGGAAGAAAAAAAAAAAGGAAAAAGAAAAACGGCAGAAUAAGCGAAAAUAAGCAGAAAGUCUAAAAACAGCUAGAGGCCAAAAGACGGCACAAAGCGAGAUUGGCCAGUCGGGGUGGAUGGGCAGGCAGUUCUCACGAUAUUGUCCUGAACUGGAAUGAGAAGAUCAGUCAGUCUGAUGGCAAGUCAGUCUGAAUCUCCAUCGAUUCUCCAAAUAAGAAUAAACAAGAGCAAAUAAGAUAUUCGACGUGGAGAAUUUCAACUGAAAAUCUCCACUUGAAAUUCUCCUUCUUGGCUGCCGUUUUGGGUUAGCGCCAUCACAAUCAGGAUGAAAGAAUAUAAAAAAAUAUAAGAGAAGAAGAUGAAGAGAAGAAAAGAAUCAAUUCAGAAUAGAUAGAAUGGACAGGGUAACCCUCAUCAGUCCUCCCUCGCAUCCCAUCUACGAGGAUGGCGACUCGUGCAGCCAUCCUCUGUCCGCCGCCAUCCAUCUCUAUGCAGACUCUCCACUUCUCUCUCUACACAUCGCCCUCGUCAGAACAAUCUCUCUCAGUCCAACACAAAAUAAAAAACUAUGGUUCAUUCCUAGCAAGCCAAACGGCCCUCCAAAGCAAUUCACCGAUGAGGUCCUCUCUCUAAAUCUCGCCACAACGCCAAUCUCCGCCGAAAUCGGCCCGGAUGGCGUUCUAUCACGAUAUGAAUUCACCCUCUCUAUACCAAGUGAUAUUCCGGAAACGAUCAACACGCCAGAGUCAAUCAUCUCUUAUGCAUUAAUAGCCUCAGCAACAACAUCCAGCCAAACAUUAACCGAUUGCCAGCCUCUUCAUCUCUCACGACUCAAAAUUCAUGAUCCUUGGGAGGAUAUCAACCACUUUCGAAGCUUUCCAAACUCGCCAAUCAAGGCUCAAUAUGCUGUGCAUCCGCAAUUGUCGGAGGAUAAGAAGAGGUUCUCUGGCGAAGUUGUGUUGCGAAACAUUGCCAGACCAGGUCCACGGCAUUCAGAGUUGACGAGAAUAGUGGUUGAAACACUGCGAUGGCGAGUUGACGAGAUUGAGCAAUGGAAGACGCCCGAGGACGAUACACGCGUGCGACGAGUAGCAAAAGGCUGCCGGAAAUGGCGGAGAGGAUUGAGUGUCUCAGAUUUCAAAGAGACAGACAUCACCAUUCCAUAUGAGAUCAACAUCGACCAUGCGUUGAAUGACUUUCACGCUGAAGACCAAUCCACACCAACACUCUCCAUCCGACAUCAACUCACCGUCGAGAUCAUCACCGGCAAAGAGACCAUCGAUCAAAGCACAGGCUAUCUAGUAGCCAGAAAGAGAGCCACCCAAAAGUUUGGAGCAACAAUACCCCUUCCCAUCCACGAAUACGCACCAAGCGAAGCCAUCGUCAAGCAAUUCGAGCCCUCCUUCUGGAUGCCCCCCGGCUAUGAGCAAAUAUCAAUCCCACCCCCGGAAUAUCAAGAAUAAACGAUUAAAAAUAGUCCAGUUAAAUAUAUACCCAGCAAAUGUACAGAAUAAGGAAUCUCGCUACUUUUCAAUAUACAUGCGUGCCUCUCUAGCUCUUCACCAGCCAUCCCAUUCCACCAGCGAUAAAUACAAUCAUUA